UGUGUACUGAUAUGCCUGUCUGUGCAGAUGUCUGCACCAUGGGCUUUUUUAUGUAAAAAGAUGAGACAUGUCUGAGUAUGGAGAUGGGCUCAGACUUCACUGACUUGCAGGUGUGAUCAUCUCCUUUGCGAAUGCAGUUUUGUCUGGCUAUGCGACUAUGAGCAUGUAUAUGAGAGAGGUGGGGAGAUAAGACUGUGAUUGCCAUUACACUGAUGUGCAUCUAAAUGCCCUGAGUUUGCCAUACCUGCCUUUCCCUCUGCUCCAGACCAGCUGGGGACUGGGUGGCACAGAUUUUAGACCCAGAAAGAACCAUGCCCUUGGAAGAAGAUGGGCCCAGCUGGAAAAAGAGAGCUGAAGAUAUCCGGGAGAUCUAUGAAUUCCGGGAGGUUCUGGGCACGGGUGCUUUCUCAGAGGUAGUGCUGGCUGAAGAGAAGUCAACCCAGAAGCUGGUGGCCAUCAAGUGCAUUGCGAAGAAGGUGCUCGAAGGGAAGGAGAGCAGCAUUGAGAAUGAGAUUGCCGUGCUGCACAAAAUCAAGCAUCCCAAUAUCGUUGCGCUGGAAGACAUCUAUGAAAGUGGGGGACACCUUUACCUCAUCAUGCAGCUGGUCUCAGGUGGGGAACUUUUUGACCGGAUUGUGGAGAAAGGAUUCUACACAGAGAGAGAUGCCAGCCAACUCAUUAAACAGAUCCUUGAUGCUGUAAAAUAUCUCCAUGACAUGGGCAUUGUCCACCGUGAUCUCAAGCCUGAGAACCUGCUCUAUUACAGUUUGGAUGAAGAUUCCAAGAUCAUGAUUAGCGAUUUUGGACUGUCAAAGAUAGAAAGCUCUAGCAGUGUCAUGUCCACGGCAUGUGGGACUCCUGGCUAUGUAGCUCCUGAGGUGUUGGCACAGAAGCCCUACAGCAAGGCCGUGGAUUGCUGGUCUAUUGGAGUGAUUGCCUACAUCUUAUUGUGCGGCUAUCCCCCAUUUUAUGACGAGAAUGACACAAAGCUUUUUGAACAGAUCCUGAAGGCUGAAUAUGAAUUUGACUCUCCCUACUGGGAUGACAUAUCAGAUUCAGCCAAAGAUUUUAUCCGGCAUUUAAUGGAGAGGGAUCCUAAGAUGCGAUUCACCUGUGAACAAGCACUACAACACCCAUGGAUUGCUGGAGACACUGCAUUGGACAAGAACAUCCAUCAGUCAGUCAGUGAGCAGAUGAGAAAGAAUUUUGCCAAGAGCAAAUGGAGGCAAGCCUUCAAUGCAACUGCUGUGGUAAGACAUAUGAGGAAACUACAGCUUGGAACCAGCCAAGACGGACCUGGACAAGCCAUGCAGGAGAGCAAUGGCCCAGCUUCGAGUAGCAGUGAGGAAUCCUUGGGAAAUAGCUCUCACCCUCAAACCUAGGACUGAAUGUUCCUCGGCAAACAGAGGAAGAGAUGGCAGUGCCAGCACCAACGUGUACACUGGGUGUGCAGUUCCAAGUCCAACUUUCCCAUGUUGCCACAAUCAGAGCCAGGGAAGGGUCUGGGACUGCCACCACAUCUUUCCCAGUAAAGUGCGGCCAAGUCCUACUGCAGGGGAAUAGAAAGUUUCCCUUCAUCCAUCACAGUCUCCUGAACCUGGAGGUGUGGGCCUGAUAUUUUAUAACUUACUCAUUUCCCUGGAGAUGUUCACCUGCUUCUCACCACAGAAUGGUUUCCUGCUACAGUUAAUGGGAUCUUUCUGUUGGCCAUGUUCUGCCUUGUCCUUAGCUUUCAGCCUAAGUCAACAAUUGUGGCCUCUUUCUUGCCCCAUCCUAUGGACAGCAGGUCUUAGAAACAUCCAGUGGCCCCACAAUUGCUCACUUGGACACCUGAUGUAUACAAGAUCGUGGAAUGUAAAGAUUUUCCCUAGUCAAAACCCCCUGCACUCCAGAAAAUAUGCAGCUCUCUCCCCCUGCCAAAGAUCAGAUAACACCAUUUGGGAAGGCUUGCAGUUGCUUGUAUCUCCAGGUGAGGCUCUCAUUAUAAUCUACAGGGGAAAAUGAAAUUACUUUGUUUAUGGAGAAGAGCUACUGUCAUUUGUAGCUCUUCCCAAGGACUCAGAUAUUCUGUAGAUCAAGGGCUGUGCUUUUCUGCUGACAAAAAGUAUGAAUCUAGACUAAAUUGGCAUUACUUUGCUGGGGACCAGCUGUGCCUCUUCCAAAGUUAUUUGGCCAUCAACCGAUGAUGUCCCACCCCCUUCUCAAGUAGUAGUAUUCAGUCGCCACUACUGCAACACCUACAAUUUCUCUCCCAGCAGCGCUUUGAAGGUGGGUGGGAAACCAUGCUACAAACAUUGUUUGCUACAGAUUACAAGUAGGACUGGGAAGAAAAGUCAGCUGUGGAUGGGGGGGGAAGGACACCUUUUGGUCCAUUGCCAGACUAGUUCUGCAGCUAUUUUUUAAAAAUAUGUGUGCUUAAUUUUUUUGUAAGGGAAGGAAUGGGCACCUGUACGUAAACACAUAUUUUCUCAGCUUUUCAAAAACUUUUGGCAGCUUGCAUGAAAUUGAAGUGAAAAGUGAGAUUGAGGAUUGACAUAUCUUGGCAUUAGAAGCAACUCAGCAUUCCAGCACUCAUUUUCCUGGCCGCUACAGCUGCAAUGUCCAGUGGAAUGGCAGAUUAAGGUAAAAUCGUACUGUGUGAUUGCCCUUUGAAAAUCGGCUCUGUCCGUCAGAACAAGGAUCCCAUUGCUCAGUCUCCUCCCAGAUCUGAAGCUCACAGCGCCCCAUUUUACCCUUUUGUCCUUUCUCCCCAGCCUCUUGGUUCAAGGGGAACUUUCUAACUUGACGUUUCUAUUUUGUUGCUUGUUCUUGUAUUAAAAAAAAUGGAAGGAAA
Sceloporus undulatus (fence lizard) is the source of this 2833-nucleotide messenger RNA. It is a transcript of the gene CAMK1, whose product is annotated as calcium/calmodulin dependent protein kinase I. The transcript is spliced from 12 exons. Lineage: Eukaryota; Metazoa; Chordata; Lepidosauria; Squamata; Phrynosomatidae. Bases 312 to 1382 code for a protein of 356 amino acids. Gene Ontology annotation, biological process: peptidyl-serine phosphorylation. Gene Ontology annotation, molecular function: ATP binding; calcium/calmodulin-dependent protein kinase activity; calmodulin binding. Gene Ontology annotation, cellular component: intracellular anatomical structure. The record is from RefSeq and is a predicted model, not a curated record.